CAGAGAACGAGUGAUAGAGGAAGAGAGAAGAGAUGGCAGGACAGCAAACAAUGAUGAUAGUCUUGAUUGGCAUCUCACUCUGGGCCAUUUGUUCAGCAGCUCCAACAGAAUGCCACUUCAACUCGCAAGCUUUGUGUGAAUACGAGGGGAGGCACUACUCUAUGGGAGAGACGUGGAUGGAGGGCUGUCUGCAGUGCACCUGUCUGCACCCUGUCGGGGUGGGAUGCUGUGAAACCGUGCACCCACCUGUGGACUUUCCGCCAUGGUGCCAGGUGCGUGUUGAAUCUCCAACCUGCAAGGUGACCCUGGUUUUGGCCUCUGACCCGCGGCUGCCCUGCAUUCCCGGAGAGGGGAACAGCGUGGACCCCAGCCACGGAGCCAUGAACAUGAAGCUAGCAGGGUAACAAGGCAGCAGAACCAUCACUACAAUCAACUAAACAGAACGUCUGGGUGUCUGAGCUGGCGGCCUGCCUCACCUCUAGCGUCUAUAAUAAUGCUGCAUUAACACUUAUUUGCGUUUUAUCACUUUGAAAGUUAGCGACAGUUGUUUGCUCAUGUGUGUGUGUGUUUUGUGAAGCGCUCAUUAGCGCCCCCUGUACUGCUUUUCUAUCUCUCCUGGCUGUGUAGGUUCUCUCCAGCAGCGAUUAGAAACGGCGCAGGGAACAAAAACAAUGUUUUACACAGAAUGUAAUAGGAAACAGAACCCAAAUGGAGUGAAAAGCUAAUGUGGUAACAGGUAAUUAAAGUUAUUAUUUGUACAUGCAAUAAGAUAAGAAAUACAACAUUGCAGGUUCAUUCUCAGCUGAAAGUAGGGAAGUCCAGACAGGCCAUGAGCUAGUUAUGUUUUGCUGGACUGUUAUCUUGAAAUAACAAAAAAACCCAAAAACAAACAAACAAACAAAAAAAUCAGCUGGUUAAACUGGUUAACAUAAAACACCAUCUUAGCUUGUUUACCAGCAUGUUUUCUUUUGAUAGUUUAACUUGUGUACCACUAUGAUCAGCUUGACCAAUCUGGUCGACUAACAUGACCAGUUUCACUAAGCUGGCCUACCAGCUUUACCAGCAUCAAUCAUGUUUUUGCCUCCUCCAGUUGGUCAACCACCAUAUUGGAGCAGAAAGAAUCCAGCUGAUAACCUUGAAACACCAGCUUGGAACAUCUGAAACCAGCUACCAACAAAAGCAGGUCUUAGCAUAACCUUUAACACAGGUAACAAAAAUAACAUAAUUAACUGGCUACUUUAAAAUAAGGUUUUCACCCAGAACAAUUGAACCUGUUUUCCAGUUACAUCCUAUGAAAAAAAUAUUGUUCAUUUUCAUGCCAUAUUAACUGCUCCUAAUCCCUGUACGCCAGAGCAUAUCCAUCAAGUAAAAUAAAGAUCACCCAAACACUUAUUAUAUAAAGAUAAUAUCAAAAGCAAAUCUUUAAAAAAAUCAGCAUGUAUACCCUGUAAACUCUACUUAAAGAAUAUUUGCUUUCCAGGAAUUGGAUCCUUUAUUACAUUGUUCUUAACAAACUGAGUUCAUAUUUUAUCAACAUAUACAGCUUAGAUGUAGCUUUCAUAUAUCACCUCAUGCACUAUUGUAAAUAAGCAGCUUGGCACUUGUCAUAUGUGUAUUUGUUUCUUGUGUACUUUACCACAUUUAUCUGAAUAAAACAUGGGAAAAUGA
Messenger RNA from Pygocentrus nattereri (red-bellied piranha), 1668 nucleotides. It is a transcript of the gene msmp1, whose product is annotated as microseminoprotein, prostate associated. The transcript has 3 exons. Bases 33 to 404 code for a protein of 123 amino acids. NCBI's taxonomy places the organism in Eukaryota, Metazoa, Chordata, Actinopteri, Characiformes, Serrasalmidae. The record is from RefSeq and is a predicted model, not a curated record.